Molecule: messenger RNA, 3323 nt
Organism: Coregonus clupeaformis (lake whitefish)
Lineage: Eukaryota; Metazoa; Chordata; Actinopteri; Salmoniformes; Salmonidae
Gene: pax5
Product: paired box 5
Exons: 11
Coding region: 1291-2478 (395 amino acids)
Biological process (GO): regulation of transcription by RNA polymerase II; anatomical structure development
Molecular function (GO): DNA-binding transcription factor activity, RNA polymerase II-specific; RNA polymerase II cis-regulatory region sequence-specific DNA binding
Source: RefSeq, a predicted model, not a curated record
CGCGGCGUGCGCAAUCGUGGCUCCUCACGCUGCAGCUAACCGAAUAGAGCUCACGGUGGGAGCGUUUACGCGAGGAACAAUACCGUUUUUUUCCUGCUCCACACACAGCGACAUUCCUGUACAGACACACACACACACACACACACACACUCAUCCCUGGGAUUUUAUGUGUAUAUGUGUGACAGUGUAUGUUUCAAGAGCUACAAACAAGCGAGCCAACUGAAUCCAAGCAGCGCUCUCCCGCUCACACCGACAGUCCGGACAGCAACUCGAAACCCCAAAACCCUUCACGGCUUCAAAUAAUGAGCCAUUUAACUUCACUUGUCUUGACUCCAUUUCUCAUUUUCGUUUCGAAAAACUUUUCGAUUUGAUCUCUCUCUAAAAUGUGCCUCCCAGUUUCACCCCAGCGCGCUCUCACGGAAGCCACGACGACAGUGAUGGAGUUUAGGAAGUGUUUCUGGAACCGGAGGAUCUGAGGAGAAGACUAACGUUGUUUUCCAACGGUCACUGCUGGAGCAAUGUUCUAUCCACUGAAUCAACUGGACACUCAACAUAACGGGGAUUUCUAACGAACUGUUCUCCUACCGGAGGCAAGAGGGAUUCUAACCGGGGGCUCGAGUCAGACCGGUGAGAGGGCGCAGGGUUUACCGUCUGUUCUCCGUGUGAAUGACAGCAGCUUCUCUCCCGUGCAGUCACAGUUCAGGGGUCAGGGCCAACGGACCGAGAAGGCGACAGAGAUUCUGUUACGAGGGGAGCGCAAGAGACUAACACGUUUCGGUCUUGGUCUAUUUUUUUCUAUAAUAACUUUCACAUUAUUAAUUAUUUUGUGGACUUUCUCGUCUUUCAAUCAGAAAUGUCCUGUUGAAGGGAUUGGGACCGUGAUUUAUUUGUUUUCUCCCCCGGCCCUGGAGGCACCAAAGCCGGAUAGUUGGAGUGAGUGACCCCGCUGAACUCCCAAUGAAGGAAACGGAGUCCUUUGAGUUUUAAUUACAUUCUUAUUAAAUUGUUAUCAUAGUUACAAUCUCUAUAAUUUUUUAACAACAUUUUUUUGGUGUAUUUUUCGUUAGCUUUAGGCUUUCAAAAAAAGUAUUCUAUUGAAAAAAAUAUAUAUAUAUUUUUUCUUCUAAUUUUGGAGGGACCAGUCUUUUCGUGGCUUAACGACUUCUUGGUGUUUUUGGUUUUUGUAACUCUCGGGUUGUGAGCGCAAGAGAGAAGGGCGCACCCGGUGGGCUCGUGAAGACGUUAAUACCGUAGGGGCCUCCAUCCCCCCCAAGCCGUGAGACCAGCACGAUGGAGAUUCACUGUAAACACGACCCGUUCGCGGCGAUGCACAGACAUGGAGGGGUGAAUCAGUUAGGGGGUGUGUUCGUGAAUGGCAGGCCCCUCCCAGAUGUGGUGCGAACGCGAAUCGUAGAGCUGGCUCACCAAGGGGUCCGCCCCUGUGAUAUUUCCCGACAGCUCCGCGUCAGCCACGGAUGUGUCAGCAAGAUACUGGGCAGGUACUAUGAGACAGGAAGUAUUCGUCCCGGGGUGAUUGGAGGAUCCAAACCAAAGGUUGCUACACCCAAAGUGGUCGACAAGAUCGCCGACUACAAACGACAAAACCCCACCAUGUUCGCCUGGGAGAUAAGAGACAGACUAUUGGCUGAGAGAGUAUGUGACAACGACAGUGUUCCCAGUGUCAGCUCUAUCAACAGGAUAAUCAGGACUAAGGUCCAGCAGCCUCCGGGUCAGUCAGGACCCCUCUCUGCUCAUAACCUAGCGUCGUCGGUGGCGUCGACACAGGUUUCUGCGGUGACCAGUGACUCGGCUGGCUCCUCCUACUCCAUCAGCGGCAUUCUGGGAAUCAGCUCAGCUAACGACGGGAAGCGGAAGAGAGAGGACGCCCUACAGGAGUCUCCUCUAGCCAAUGGCCAUGGUCCAGGUGGGCGGGACUUCCUGAGGAAGCAGAUGAGAGGGGAUCUCUUCUCGCCGCAGCAGAUCGAGACAUCAGAAUAUUCAGCCAUGGCUCUAGCCGGUGGAUUGGAGGAGAUGAAAAGCAAUCUGGCCAAUCCAGGGUCAGGAGGGGAGCUAGGUGCCAGUGUUCCGGGCCCACAGUCCUAUUCGCUGGUGCCAGGUCGAGACCUCUCCAGCACCACGCUGCCCGGCUACCCUCCCCAUGUCCCCCCAACGGGCCAGGGCAGCUACUCUACCUCCUCACUGACCGGCAUGGUACCUGGAGGAGAUUUCUCCGGGAGUCCGUAUUCCCACCCUCAGUAUUCCACAUAUAACGAGUCCUGGAGAUUUCCAAACCCCAGCCUGUUGGUGUUCCAACAGGACUAUGGGUCUCUCCUGGGGACGGAGAUCGGCUGUUCCUCUGGUCUCUUCACCGCCAGCCAGACGGGACAGAUGCAAGGGUCGCCGUACUACUACAGUGCGGCAUCGCGAGGUGCGGGACCGGCUGCCACGGCAACUGCCUCCGCCUACGACCGCCACUGACCCCGCCCCUACGAGGAAGAGGAGGAGGAGGAGGAGGAGGAAGAGAGGAGAGAUAGCACCAGCACUGUCCAACACUAGCCUGCCUGCUGAGAGAAGAGGAGGAGAGGAGGAGGAGGAACAGGAAGGAGAGGAACAGGAAGGGGAAGAAGAUCAUUCCGUCUACUUUACAUCAGUAAACUCCGCCUACACGCUUUUGAUUGACACUCGAGCCGACCAAUCCCUGCUGAGACAGAGACACUGAGCUAUUGCUAUUACCCCCUGUUAUGAUAACAUGGAAUAAAUAGGAUGGAUGUACCCACAGAGACUGAUCCCAGGUCAGAUUGGACAUUUUUACCACCUAAUGGGUAGGGUUAGGAUCUGGGGAGGGCAAGCUGAUCCCAGGUCAGAUUGGACGUUUGACCACCUAAUGGAGUUACUGGGGGUUGCAGGUAUAUUCAACUGUAGUCCACAGCUCUGCUGGUUGUCAUCCUGCCCCCCCCCUCUGACCAGGGACUGAUUCAGACCUGGGACUCUCUGGCCAAUCAGUGACAUUAAUCAAUUAAUCAAUUAAACUACUAGGGAGACGAGAUAACCAGCAGAGCUAAGGAACCUGGAGAGAUGGAACUGAGUAGCCUCGAACGUUACAGCCUGCUAAGUACAACACAGAGGGUGAAUCCCAAUAGCAUCUCCUUCCUCCUGAAGUGUACAGACACCUUCACUACUUCCCACUAAUCUAAAACCAUUGGAUUGGUGGAGGCACGGGCUAGUGAGAGAUGAUUGAGACAUAGCCAGAGGAGGAAGGAGAGAUGAUUGAGACAUAGCCAGAGGAGGAAGGAGAGAUGAUUGGGACAUAGCCAGAGGAGGAA